AUGAGCCGCCCUCGGACGCUGCCGGGAGAGAGGAAGUAUGCUGAUAUGAUGAACCUGUGGAAGUUCCAGUUCGCUCGGCAGUCGCUUGACUACAGCGGUUGUCGGAUCUCUGACCAAGGCUACACGAUCGGCGACGGCAAGCUGCAGACUAAGGGUAAGGGUGCCAGCAGUCCGUUCAAGCUGUCGGCCGCCGCCAAGGACAAGCCUGCCAAGGAGCCGGCCGAGUCACCCAAAAAGAAGCCCGCCGGCCCGGCCAAGGCCAAGAAGACUCCCAAAAAGGCCACUAAAAACCCGGCUGACAAGAAGAAGGCCACCAAGUCGCCGGCCAAGGAUAAGAAAGCCAAGCCCACCAAGGCCAAAAAGGCCAAGUCGCCGGCCAAGAAGCAGGCUGGCGCGCCGCCACCUCGGCGGCAGUGA
This is a messenger RNA of Pollicipes pollicipes, 417 nucleotides long. Its product is annotated as histone H1.10-like. Bases 1 to 417 code for a protein of 138 amino acids. The transcript has 3 exons. NCBI's taxonomy places the organism in Eukaryota, Metazoa, Arthropoda, Thecostraca, Pollicipedomorpha, Pollicipedidae. Gene Ontology annotation, cellular component: nucleosome. The record is from RefSeq and is a predicted model, not a curated record. Gene Ontology annotation, molecular function: structural constituent of chromatin; DNA binding. Gene Ontology annotation, biological process: nucleosome assembly.